AUGGAAACGAAGCCCCGAGGCAGUCCCAGCAGCCCGAAGGAGGGGGCCCAGGAAAUCUGCCCCCCUGGGUUACUGGUGUUUGCCGGCUGCUCGGAGCAGGAGGUCAGCUUGGCUAAGCAGUUCUGGCUCGGGGCUUCUAUGUAUCCCCCCACCGAGUCGCAGCUAGUGCUGAGCAGAGGCAGCAGUCAGCGCCUGGCGGUGGCAAAGCCCUCUAAGUCCGCUCCGUCUGGUGAGUACCCUUCUAAGCUGACUCGGUGCUGGCAUCUGAUCUCCUCGAAAACCGAAGAUAUAUUUGCUAAAGCCCUAAAGCAACAGGAAUCUGAGGAAAAAGAAAAGUACCUCAAAAAGGCAUAG
Molecule: messenger RNA, 354 nt
Organism: Dipodomys ordii (Ord's kangaroo rat)
Lineage: Eukaryota; Metazoa; Chordata; Mammalia; Rodentia; Heteromyidae
Gene: Hoatz
Product: chromosome unknown open reading frame, human C11orf88
Exons: 4
Coding region: 1-354 (117 amino acids)
Biological process (GO): cilium assembly
Source: RefSeq, a predicted model, not a curated record